AUGUGUUUCUACUUUGCAACUUGGAAACUUUUGCUUGCAGUUAAUUUGAAAGAGUGCCUCAGGUCUGCAGACCUCAUCCAGUCCGGUGACCCUGACUUCAGAGUUCUUGAUGACGGCUCAGUAUACACAGCCAGCAAUGUGGUGUUGUCUGAUGAGAACAGAUCAUUCAUCAUAUGGCUUUCUGACACCAAAACCCAGACACAGAAAAAGAUUAAGGUGCUCCUGGAACAUCAGAAGAAGGUACUGAGGAAAAGAGAUACUAAAGAAACCGUUCUCAGGCGUUCCAAGAGGAGAUGGGCCCCUAUUCCCUGCUCAAUGCAAGAAAAUUCACUGGGCCCGUUCCCUUUAUUUCUUCAACAGGUUCAGUCUGAUGCAGCACAGAACUAUACCAUCUUCUACUCAAUAAGUGGGCGUGGAGUUGACCAAGAACCUUUGAAUUUGUUUUUCAUAGAAAAAGACACUGGAAAUCUGUAUUGUACCCGGCCUGUGGAUCGUGAAGAAUAUGAUAUUUUUGAUUUAAUUGCCUAUGCCUCGACUGCAGAUGGGUAUUCAGCAGACUUACCUCUUCCACUGCCCAUCAGAGUGGAGGAUGAAAAUGACAACCACCCUAUUUUCACAGAAGCUAUUUAUAAUUUUGAAAUUCCAGAAAGUAGCAGAGUUGGUACUGCCGUGGGAGUGGUUUGUGCCACAGACAGAGAUGAACCGGACACGAUGCAUACACGCCUGAAGUAUAGCAUUUUGGAGCAGACCCCGAGGUCCCCUGGGGUCUUCGCUGUGCAUCCCAGCACAGGUGUUAUUACCAUCACCUCUCAUUAUUUGGACAGAGAGUCUGUAGAAAAGUACUCACUGAUAAUGAAAGUACAAGACAUGGAUGGUCAGUUUUUUGGAUUGAUGAGUACAUCAACUUGUAUGAUCACAGUAAAAGAUUCAAAUGACAACGCACCUACUUUCAAACAAAAUACUUACGAAGCAUCAGUAGAGGAAAAUGCAUACAAUGUGGAGAUCUUACGAAUACCUGUAGAAGAUAAGGAUUUAAUUAACACUGCCAAUUGGAGAGCCAAUUUUACCAUUUUGAAGGGCAAUGAAAACGGACAUUUCAAAAUCAGCACAGACAAAGAAACUAAUGAGGGCGUUUUGUGGGUUGUAAAGGUACAGGUCCAGGUUAUGAGGAUAGAAAAGGCCCUAUUUGGGAAGGAUUCUUGGUUUUAUAUUUGUAACUCAGAACAAGGAAGAAAAUUGUCCUAUGGGCAGGGACUUGGAGACUAUAGGCUAGUAUUGACCAAAAAAAGUAAGAUCAACCCGAUUGGCCAGAAAAGCCCAUCAGAUGCUGUGGAUCUAGGUAAGCAAGUUGUUAAGACCAGAAAAUUCAGCCCAGGGGAAGGAGAAGAAGCAGUAGGCUAUUCUAUGUGGCUGUGCAGCAGGAUCCAGAUUCCAGGAGACCUGGUGUGA
Messenger RNA from Leptonychotes weddellii (Weddell seal), 1449 nucleotides. Lineage: Eukaryota; Metazoa; Chordata; Mammalia; Carnivora; Phocidae. The record is from RefSeq and is a predicted model, not a curated record.